Molecule: messenger RNA, 3056 nt
Organism: Mollisia scopiformis
Lineage: Eukaryota; Fungi; Ascomycota; Leotiomycetes; Helotiales; Mollisiaceae
Product: fungal-specific transcription factor domain-containing protein
Exons: 8
Coding region: 206-2917 (903 amino acids)
Biological process (GO): regulation of DNA-templated transcription; DNA-templated transcription
Cellular component (GO): nucleus
Molecular function (GO): zinc ion binding; DNA binding; DNA-binding transcription factor activity, RNA polymerase II-specific
Source: RefSeq, a predicted model, not a curated record
AGUGAAGAUUUCUCACCCGUCUGGCUGCCCGAGAAACUACAGUCCGGAGCCACUUAAAUUGCGGCACAGCUUCGCUUGCUUGAACAGCAAUACUUCUGGAACGUGAGAGCAUAUCUCUACUCAACCAAACACACAAUCGAUCGAAGGAGAGUAGAUAUACAAGCUGGAGAAUUCAGACUUCUAGUCUGCUAGAAGACUCGGGAACAUGUCCUCAGGCUCGAACAGUCCACCAGAUGGUUACUUCAACGAUCUUUCGAGGCCGACAGAAGCCAAUGGACGUAACAAGAGAGCACGGAGUCCAGCCGGUGAAGCGAACGGUGCAGCGGAUCCAGCAAGUGGAGGAGACUCGAAUGUGCCAAAACCGAAGAGAAUAGCAUGUAUCAUUUGUAGGAAGAGGAAGCUCAAAUGCGACGGAACCAAGCCGAGCUGCUCAACAUGCACGCGCUUAGGACAUAGUUGUGCUUACGAUGAGGUGCGAAGGAAAUCUGGCCCGAAGAGAGGAUAUGUAAAGGCAUUAGAGGAGAGAUUGAAGCAGGUCGAAACGCUUCUCAAAACUCAAGAUCCUGCGGUGGUGACACCAGAACUACCACAAACAAGUUUUGGCAAUGGACAACGAAAUGCCAGUGGUGUUGGCCUCAAUUCAGUACCGGCUGGAGACUUCAAUAUUUCAAACACUGCGUUAAACAUUGGAAAUGGGGUUGAUACGGAUCGGUGGGGUUUCAAUGGAGAAUCACCCUCUGCUCCAAUUGACAACAUGGCAUUUACAGCAGAUCUGAAUAUGGGUAUGGGAAUCGAUGACAACACAUUUACCUGGGAAAUGAUUGGACUUGGGUUGGAGGAACCGCUUCCUCCUCAAGACACCAUCGAUGAAUUACAUCAGAUAUACUUCGACAAGAUCCAUCCUUCACUACCUAUGAUCCACAAGUAUCGAUACUUGGCGGCCAUGAAUUUAGCACCAGGACAACGUCCUCCUGUGGCAUUACGGUACGCUAUGUGGACGUUAGCUGCAUCAGUUGUCGAAAAAUUCAUGGACCUCCGAGAUCAUUUCUACCAAAGAGCUCGAAAGUACAUGGAGGCCGACUAUUUGAAAGGCCAUGGGGAGCAUAUGAUCUCUAUCGCUCAUGCGCAGACGCAUUCUCUCCUGGCAUCUUAUGAAUUCAAGAUGAUGUACUUCCCACGAGCAUGGAUGAGUACAGGCUCAGCUAUUCGAUUGUGUCAAAUGAUGGGCCUGCAUAGGUUAGACGGCGCGGGGUUAGAUGUCAAGAUGUGUCUUCCGGCACCCCGAGACUGGACUGAGCGAGAAGAGAGAAGGCGAACGUUCUGGAUGGCUUUCUGCGAGGACCGAUAUGCAAGUAUUGGAACGGGUUGGCCCAUGACUAUCGACGAGAAGGACAUUCUUACCGACAUGCCAGCUUCAGACGAAGCUUUCGAAAUGAGCAAGCCGGAACGCACCUUAUCACUCGCUGAAUCGAUGAGUCCUACUGGAGCUUCCAAGCUUUCGCCCUUUGGAGGAGUAGUUUUAAUGGCGUGCCUUUUCGGACGAAACCUGAUUCAUUUGCAUCGUCCAGAUGCUGACGAGAAAGACCAUGAUCUGAAUGGCGAAUUCUGGAAACGCCAUAGAAAUAUGGACAACAUUCUUCUCAACACAUCAUUAUCUAUGCCAUCUCAUCUCAAACUGCCCAACGGGCUAGCGAGUCCCAAUAUCAUUUUCACGAAUAUGAAUAUCCAUACCUCAACCAUCUGUCUCCACCAAGCUGCCAUUUACAAGGCCGAUAAGAACAAGCUUCCUGCUUCUAUUAGCGCUGAAAGCAAAAUUCGUUGCAUCACGGCAGCGAACGAGAUUGCAAGCAUUAUGCGAAUGAUUUCUCAUAUGGACUUGUCAUCUAUGAACCCCUUCAUCUCAUUUUGUCUAUACGUAGCUGCCCGCGUCUUCGUGCAGUAUUUGAAGAGUCGCCCCGACGACAGCCAGACGGGAGAUUCCCUUCGAUUUCUCCUCUCUGCCAUGAAUGCGCUAAAGAAGAAGAAUCCUUUGACCGAAUCAUUCUUAGUCCAACUUGAUGUGGAUCUUGAAGGUCUCGGUAUGCGAAACGCAAAGUACAAGUCAGUGUUUGCAUACAGUGAAGACAAUCUUGGGAUUUCCAGUGCAAAGGCACCUCGAAUCGUGAAUCAUGGCUUUCAAACCGGUCUGCCCAAACAAACCAACGAGUGUUUAUUUAUGAGGUCGGUUGAGGAUGAUGGGACAGCUAUGGAUGAUAGGGCUCCUGCUACUAGCAAUCAAGAAGGCGACCCAACAUCGGCGUCAUCAUCUGUUCCGCGCAACGACAGCUUCGGUGAACACCCAAAUUGGAUGCCCAUCGAUCAAAGUGGGAAACACGGGGAUCACGUACAGCGAACACUUCAAGGUCUUGCCCUAGGUGAUAUCCCACAACCAAAUUAUCCUACCAGAGACGUCAACGGAAGUGGUUACGGUCCUAGCGACAACAGCACGGGGGCAGAUUCGGGUUUAUCUCCUGACACUACGCAGUCGAGCUCGAAUCGUCCGACUCCAAACGCUUCUACGCCUUCGGACACACGCUCGAAUCUUCAGAAUGGACAGGCUGGCUCCGGUGCAACAUCUUUCUCGACUAGCCCAGCCUCUCAGCAAAGUCGUGUUCCAACUACAGAUGGGAGAGCAAUGUCUUCAUUCUUCUCUGGAGCGCCGGAUUAUACCGGUAUCGUCCCGAGUACGGGCAUGACGCCAGGCAACGAAUUUUCUAUGCCGGAAACACCUGGAAGAGGUUUUGAUGUUCCAAGUGGCUGGGAAAUGAGCAACCAAACAAACACGGGCUUGACUCCCGUAGGCGAGGGGGUGUUCAGACAGCUAAUGGGAUUGGGUCCCAUGGAUCCAAUGGAUAUUGGCUGGGAAGCCGGUUCUUAAAACAUACUCUCAACUCAAUAUCUCUUAUUUCAUCAACAUGGGCUUGAUGUCACGAACUCAGCAAGGUGAUGGGAACAGGCGUUUGGCACGAAUCUCCUUCCCGAAUAUAAGUUCACAUUUAAGGUUUUGGUACUCUGCU